AUAAGAUUUGUACAACUCCUUGGAUUAUUGGAUUUAGAAUUAAUUACGCUUAUCGCUUUUUGAGUUGAGGGCAUAAUAAAUAUUUAGGCAAACUAAGAUAAUGUCAAUUAACCAUUUAACAAGACCCUACACGCGCUUGAAAAGUUAUCGCUGUUCGAUUUGAUGCGAUAACAAUACUUUGUUGACUCAGCUGCUGUUUGAUUUGCAUAAUAUGUAUAGUCAACCCCAGAAGAAUGGUCUUACGUCAACGAAUCGAGCUUAAGCAAUAAGCAAAUGAGUGCCCUUGAGCUGCACUGCUUUCCAAGCACCCAGAUGGUCAGCUUUACGAUCCAAAAAGGCUAGACCUCCAUAAACGAACGACUGCAUUUGAAAAGCAAAUACAUUGCAAAUGCCACAAUCAGAUGGGAAUGCUUUAUAAAUAGCCAGGCAGAAGAGCAAUGCGACAGUGACCAGCAAGCCAGCGGUGCAAGCGAAUCCCUUCAAGACAAUCUAAACAUGAAGCUCCUCAUCCUCGGCUGUCUGCUGUUGGCUAUCGCACUGUGCCGGGCCAGCAUAAUACCUGCCCACGCUGGAUUAGGUGUUCCAGUGGCCGCCGCUCCUGUGCCAGCUCUGGUGCCAGUCGCCGGAAGCCAUCAAUUUGUGGCCCGCAACUACAACGGCUACUAUGUGCCGACGACGACAUCCACAGCUUGGCCAGCUUGGUCCGCCUAUCCGAAUACCUACUACAAAUAUAGCGGUGGUUAUCCCACCUACACUUAUCCCUAUAGCUACCCUUAUGGCUACUAUCCCAGCUAUAACUAUGGCUAUGGAUAUAAGAGUGUCUGGUAAUGGAAUGAAUAUCUUUUUCUUUAACUAUAAUAAAAUAUUAUUGUGAUCUAAGUUCGAUGUAUAACAAUGUAUAAAUAUAUAUACUCGUAAUCCAUAUUUGAAAGUA
This is a messenger RNA of Drosophila grimshawi, 934 nucleotides long. RefSeq lists its product as uncharacterized. The record is from RefSeq and is a predicted model, not a curated record. Bases 496 to 828 code for a protein of 110 amino acids. The transcript has 2 exons. Lineage: Eukaryota; Metazoa; Arthropoda; Insecta; Diptera; Drosophilidae.